CGUCGAUGGACGCAGACCACUUCCGGCGUCGCUAUGGCGGCUAACGCUACCACUAACCCGUCGCAGCUGCUGCCUCUAGAGCUUGUGGACAAGUGUAUAGGAUCAAGAAUUCACAUCGUGAUGAAGAGUGAUAAGGAAAUUGUUGGCACGCUUCUCGGAUUUGACGACUUUGUCAACAUGGUCCUGGAAGAUGUCACCGAGUUCGAAAUCACCCCAGAAGGGAGAAGGAUCACUAAAUUAGACCAGAUUUUGCUAAAUGGAAACAAUAUAACAAUGCUGGUUCCUGGAGGGGAAGGACCUGAAGUAUGAAUGGAUUCCUUGACUGAUGCUAGAUUCUAUGUCGUCUCAGAAUGGCAACAAAAUAGAAGUUUUUUUUUAAGCCUUUCAGUGUCUGGAGUCUGUGAAGCUAAGUUUCCCGUUAAAGGGGAAUGCUUUGAAGAGGCAUUGUAAAUGCCAUUUUUGUAAGUUAAUCAUGUUUAUCUUGGAAGAAAAAAAGAACAACUUGUUCUCUGAAGACUACAAUAAAGGUGUUUUUGGUUGGUUGUUAUUUUAAUUAUUGUGCCGCAAUAGGCCUUGGCACAAAGCCUGUCCUUAAACGCUGUCCCUCGCUCUCCUUUGUUCCUUGUUCGAACGGCCACCACUUGGUUCUCAAAAACUGUUCCAAACAAAAUGAUGGACUUUGAUUUUUGAGCAGAUGCAUUAAAAAAAAUGAAAUUAUUCAAUUCAAUUCAAACUAAUGCUUUGAAGUUAAGGUUUUUCUACUGAACUCAAGUUCCAUUAACUCCUGUUAAAAACAAGCAAAAAUACGCAGGUAAUACAUGCACAUUGUGGAAAUGCAGCUAAACUAAAAGGAAAACUUUCGUCAGGCUUUGCUGUCCAUCUUCUUGGACUUGCUCAGCACACAUUUUAUACUUACAAAAGCGUUCUGACCCUGAUGACACUGUUUUGUAGCCUCCAUUUAAGACUUUUUAAAAAUUUAAAUGGGGAGCAUCUUUCCGUGUCAUAUUUCAGCAAUGUUAAUGUGUGCACAGUGUUUCAUUAAAUGGGUUUACCAUGAUUUAUGGUGCCUGUUCUUACUAUUGGCCACAGUGCUCUAGCUAAACCUUUAUACAGUUUUAUGUUUCUCUAAAGAAACUCAGAAAUGUGUAGGGUCAAAGGGCGCAUAUCAUCGUGUCGCCAGCAGCCAGCUUGUGGGCAGUUUCCCACGGUGCCUGGUACACGCUCCGCACUAUUGGCUGUGUUCGCUCCUGUCUCUGACAUCGCGAGAAGCAAAACCUGUGUGUUUGACAUUUUCUUUAUUUAUUUUGUAUUUUGUGAAUUACUGCCGUGAGACUUUUGCCGUUGAGAUGCUUGUCUGGUUUCUUACUAAUUUGUAACAGUUCUCAGUCGUCUAUUUGCAGGUUAAAUUCCCCAGUUUGUAAUAGACUGCCUGUUAGUGGUACAUUUUUUGACACAAAUAAAAAGAUAUUUUUCUGUA
Phyllostomus hastatus (greater spear-nosed bat) is the source of this 1477-nucleotide messenger RNA. It is a transcript of the gene LSM5, whose product is annotated as LSM5 homolog, U6 small nuclear RNA and mRNA degradation associated. Gene Ontology annotation, cellular component: U4/U6 x U5 tri-snRNP complex; Lsm1-7-Pat1 complex; U6 snRNP. Bases 34 to 309 code for a protein of 91 amino acids. The transcript has 5 exons. NCBI's taxonomy places the organism in Eukaryota, Metazoa, Chordata, Mammalia, Chiroptera, Phyllostomidae. Gene Ontology annotation, biological process: mRNA splicing, via spliceosome. Gene Ontology annotation, molecular function: RNA binding. The record is from RefSeq and is a predicted model, not a curated record.